AUGCAGCUCGUUACAUCCGCUCUCGUCGCCGCCCUUGUGGCUGGCAAUGCAUUUGCUGCCCCCAUCAAUGAGAAGCGUCAGGUUGCGCCAGAGGUGCCGUACGAGGUCGGCUUGACAUACGGCGAUUACGGACGAGAGAGUGCUGCGAAGGCUGAGAAGCGCCAGUUCCAGGACGAGGUCCCAUAUGAAGUCGGCUUGACCUACGCAGACUACGGCCGCGAAGGCGCUGCAAAGGCUGAUAAGCGUCAGCUCUCCCCAGAAGUCCCAUACGAAGUCGGCCUCACAUACGGAGAUUAUGGUCGCGAGAGCGCUGCCAAGGCCGAGAAGCGCCAGUUCCAGGAAGAGGUCCCAUAUGAAGUCGGCCUCACAUACGCUGACUACGGAAGAGAGGGUGCCGCAAAGGCCGAAAAGCGCCAAUUCCAAGACGAAGUCCCCUACGAAGUCGGCUUGACCUAUGCUGACUACGGUCGCGAGGGUGCUACCAAGGUCGAGAAGCGCCAGCACGCCCCAGAAGUUCCCUACGAAGUCGGCCUCACAUAUGCUGACUACGGUCGUGAAGGCCGCGAGAGCGGCGUGACGACUCUCAACAACUAG
Messenger RNA from Cercospora beticola, 594 nucleotides. RefSeq lists its product as uncharacterized. Lineage: Eukaryota; Fungi; Ascomycota; Dothideomycetes; Mycosphaerellales; Mycosphaerellaceae. The record is from RefSeq and is a predicted model, not a curated record.